AUUUUUUAUAAUUGCAUAUGUCAAUAGUGCUCAUCUGAAAGGGCAUCGUCCCUGCGGUUCUGUAUUAUCAUCCACGUCAAAGCCCUACACGGAAGAGGCGAAAAUUGAAAGAACAACAAUUAGGGUUUGUUUGAAGAACUGAUGAAGAAAUGGCAUCGCUUGGAUCAAUGAAAUCAGCCAUAUUCGACAAGGAAGAGAGAAAACAGCAGUAUCAAGCUCACAUCCGAGGCCUUAAUGCAUACGAUCGGCACAAGAAGUUCUUGAAAGAUUACGUUACCUUUUAUGGAAAAGAAAGUUCUACACACAAAAAGCUGCCUGUCAAAACUGAUCAAGACACUCUUAGAGAGGGAUACCGGUUUAUACGUUCUGAAGAAGAUGAUAUAAAUCCAACUUGGGAACAACGGCUGGUGAAGCGUUACUAUGAUAAGCUUUUUAAAGAAUACUGCAUAGCUGACAUGUCACAGUACAAGACCGGGAAGAUUGGCCUAAGAUGGAGGACUGAAAAGGAAGUCAUAUCUGGGAAAGGGCAGUUCGUAUGCGGUAACAAGCAUUGUGAUGAAAAAGAAGGGCUAGCAAGCUAUGAGGUGAACUUUUCUUAUUUUGAAGCAGGAGAAAGUAAGCAGGCCCUAGUGAAGUUGGUAACUUGUGAGAGGUGUGCAGGAAAGCUUCUUUAUAAAAAGCAGAAUGAGAGGGAGCAAUUAGAUAAAAAGGAAAAAGAAGAGUUGAGAAGAAAGAGGGAAAGGCCAAAUAGCGACGAUGAUGCAGAUGAUGAGAGGAGUAAACAGAAGAGGAAAGCAGGCAGAAAGGCUUCAACUUCUAGCAGCGGUGCUAAAACUGAAGAUGAAGAAAACUUUGACGAGUUUCUUGAGGGAAUGUUUCUUUAGUUCAAUGACAGUGCAAAGGUAGGUACCCUGCAAAAUGGGGCUGGACCUAGCUGAAAACUUAAAUGUUUAUUCAUGCAGCUUGUCCGCAUGUUCCUGCAGAAUCAAGUAGAAAGAUUGUACAAGUAAAUAGAUGUUAAUUAUUGAAAACUUCGUUAUUUUAACUUGUUCUUGCCUCUUAAGGCUCUGUUUGGAACAAGGAUAAUGUGUGAGAAAUGGAAAGGAAAAGAAAGUCGGCAUGUUUCUCA
Malania oleifera is the source of this 1129-nucleotide messenger RNA. RefSeq lists its product as uncharacterized. Gene Ontology annotation, molecular function: phosphatase activity. The transcript is spliced from 11 exons. Lineage: Eukaryota; Viridiplantae; Streptophyta; Magnoliopsida; Santalales; Ximeniaceae. Bases 150 to 884 code for a protein of 244 amino acids. Gene Ontology annotation, biological process: dephosphorylation. The record is from RefSeq and is a predicted model, not a curated record.